GGCGAAGGGGGCUGCGUGUUUCCGGAAGACGUGGCCGCUGCAGCCGCUGCUCCCCAGCCCCGCUCCUGCCGCCACCAUGAUCUCCCUCUCCGACACCCAGAAGAUUGGAAUGGGACUAACAGGCUUUGGAGUUUUUUUCCUUUUCUUUGGAAUGAUACUCUUCUUUGACAAAGCUCUCUUGGCCAUUGGAAAUGUGCUCUUUGUGGCUGGCUUGUCUUUUGUUAUUGGUUUAGAACGAACAUUUCGAUUCUUUUUUCAAAAACACAAAAUGAAAGCAACAGGCUUUUUCCUGGGUGGUGUGCUCAUAGUUCUCAUUGGCUGGCCUUUAAUAGGAAUGAUUCUUGAAAUUUAUGGGUUCUUCCUAUUAUUCAGGGGGUUCUUUCCUGUGGUGGUUGGCUUUAUUAGAAGAGUUCCAGUUCUUGGAUAUCUCUUGAAUUUACCUGGUAUAAGCUCGCCUACGUAGGCUCAGAAGAGAAUCCACAGUAAUGCUUGUAGAUAAAGUUGGAGAAAGCAACAACAUGGUAUAAUGGCAAGAGGGAAGAAGACUGACUCUAAACUUACUGUAUUAUUUAUAAAAUCCUUUUGAAGAAUACUCAGCACAAAGAUUAAGUUGUGUACAAAGGAAAAGCUUGUUACAUUCUUUACAUAAGUUUAAUUUAAAAUGUAUAGUCAACAAUAUACCUUAGAAAAGAAGCUCAGCAAGUAUGCUUCUAGGAAAGUAACUCCAGAGGUCAGGAAGUAAACUGAAGAGGUAAAAGUCAUGGAAUAACCCAUGUUAUAACUGGUCAAGACAAUUUUUGUCGGCUUUGGAAAACACGAUAGAGGCGAUGAACCCUUGCGGAACUACCAGUGCCUGUACUUUACCUCCUUAUUUUGAAGGUAUAGUAGAGCAAACAGGCCUAUAUUUUUAAGGGUGGCCCAAACUUCCCCAGCUCUCUCCUUGCUACCUUCAGAGGGAAGAAAAAAAAACCCAACCAACCAAAAUACAACCAGAAAACCUCUUGUGUAACAAGAGCUGCGUCUUUGCAUGACGGUUAAGAUGACUAUUCAUCUUUAAGUGUACUAGGACAAAAAGAAUAAUAAACCCCCUACACAGUUCUCUUGUAAACACUUUUUUGUAAAUAUGUGGCUGAAAUAAAACAUUGUUAUCCUAAUGUUUCAAAGCCAAAUGAAGUUGAUUGUAUUUGCCUUCCCUUUUGGAAUAUGCAAAAGGUCAAUCUUUAAUAACUUCAGUUGUGAAUGUUGGUUCUGACUAUGUGGAGCUCGACAGGGGAUUCUGGAGACUGACUUGCACUCCUUCCAGUUUGUUCUCCUUGAGUCAUGUUACAUGUGCAUCCAGAUGAGAAUGUAACCCCUUGUCACUAACACAAAAACUUUCUGAAAUAUGCUUAGUUCACAGAUUAAAAAAAGGGGCAAGGUUUUGGUUAAGGUGCUGAUAUGGACCCUGUGAAACGUAUCUUCGCAGCAUUUGAACCUUUGUUUUUAAAUAGGUGGAAGCUAAGGGGGAGGGGGGGUGUUUGUUUACUCUGGAACUACAAAUUGACUUAUUUUUUAUGGUAAUAAAAUGAAAUCUGAAAGUUGUGUGUAUGUGAGUCUCUGGGGAGAAAAUUGAGCUAAUGGGGCUAACUACAGAUCAAGUGCCAAUCUCCUUCUGUUUUGUACCUUGUUGCUUGGGUUAUCUUCAAAUAACUUUAAACUCCUAUCAGUCACAGCAGCUACUUUGCUGCUGCAGCAAUUCUUAGGUAACCUGGAGUAAAUGUCCCCUGCUAAUGCAGGGGUCACACUUUGGCUUCUAUUGAAAUGCUAAAACUUUGUGCACUUUCAAUAGAUUUGGUUAUGUUGUGUCCUCACCUAACAAAAUGUGAU
This is a messenger RNA of Dryobates pubescens (Downy woodpecker), 1866 nucleotides long. RefSeq names its product golgi transport 1B (gene GOLT1B). The record is from RefSeq and is a predicted model, not a curated record. Bases 77 to 463 code for a protein of 128 amino acids. Gene Ontology annotation, biological process: retrograde transport, endosome to Golgi; endoplasmic reticulum to Golgi vesicle-mediated transport. The transcript has 6 exons. Gene Ontology annotation, cellular component: membrane; endoplasmic reticulum. NCBI's taxonomy places the organism in Eukaryota, Metazoa, Chordata, Aves, Piciformes, Picidae.